AUGGCAGAUCUGUUUUCCAUCCCUUUUAAACGCACUUUGCAGUUUAGUUUAAAGGAUGCUAUAAGUCAAGUUAUUGAUAGCAAAUUUUAUCAAACCGCCGCAUCGGUAACGAAUGAUUUGAUCUUGCUCGAAAAGUAUAGAGAUAUUUUAUCCCAUCUCGAUGUCUCUAAUGAAGAUCUACAAGAGCUAAUAAAGUACUACUUAUCUCUUAAGGCAAUCUCUGUGAAACUUCCGGAUGAUCAAAUUGAAUUUACCUGGUUUAAUACCCUUGGGUUGAAAUCAUCUGGUUUGACCAGAAAUAGCCUUAAAUUUGAAAUAUUAAACGUUCUAUACAACAUCGGUGCAAUGUAUUCCCUACUUUCUGUUUCAAAUAACCUGUCCUCAAAUGAUGGGCUGAAAGAAAGUUGUCGACUUUUCAAACUAGCAGCGGGUUGCUUUCAACGCAUAUAUGACGAAGAAGUUAAAACAGGGUUUACGUUCUUUGACGAGAACACUCUUCAAAGCCUUAUCCAUUUGAUGUUAGCUGAAGCACAAGAAAUGGUCUGGAAAAAAGCCUAUUUUGAUGAUAAAGAGAGGCAUUCCAUCCUUUCCCGCUUGGCUCUUCAAGUUUCUAUUUUCUAUGAAGAUGCCUCUAGAUAUGCCAAUCGGAGUCCCCUAAUAAGAACUGAUUGGAUCAAAGGCAUGUCAUUCAAGUCAAAGUAUUACACAGCGGUAUCCUACUAUAGAUCAGCACUCUUGCAAUUAGAGAAACAAAAUUUUGCUCAAGCUAUUUGUGAUCUAACUUAUGCAUUAAGCAUUUUAAAGAAGAUGACUCUAAACGACAGUCUCGUCGAGUGGAAAAUAGAUAUGCAAAAUCUUCUUGAAACAACAGAGAGAGAUAAUGACUUAAUAUAUCUCCAAGCCUCGGUUCAAAAAGUUUCUCCAAUAAAGCCUGCUGUUAUAGUGCAACCUGAAUUUUUUAAAGAAAUUGACAUGAAGGACAAUGAAAUGUUCAAAAACCUAUUACCUGUAGAUGUUAUAGAGUCGUGCAGUGCUUUCAGUGAGAGGGUUGAAAAUUAUGUGAAUGAAAAUAUCACCAAUCCUUUGAAAGCAAUGAACAAAAUAUUACUUGAAAAUAUCUCUUUUUCUGGGGUCUUUGAGUCUAUGUAUAUCACUGAGCAAGAGUGGGAUUCGUAUGAAGCUUCUUUGAAAGACUUGAAUGAAAUAAGAAAUUAUAUUACGAGCAAACUGAAGUCUUUAAGAAAUACUAUAAACCAUGAAAUCGAUGAGAACGAAGAGAUGAUUCGUAAACAUGGUCAAAUAAGGUGGAAAGUAGAAUCCAUUGAUGAUGGGAUACGUGGAUAUUUAUCCGAUUUGGAAAGGAUUGAAAACUACGCCUUAGAUGGACAAAGAAUAGACACUGAAACUGAGCAUUUAUUUGGAACAUUGGAUCAUGAUCUUGUUACAAACGUUACAAAAGCUCCAGAAUCUAAUAACCCUGUACUUAAGGAGGUGUUUUCGUUACUGAAACAAAGAAAAGAGCACAUAAGAGUAGCAGAAAGGAAAAUAAUUGAAAACAAACUACUCCCCAAAAUUAUUUCCUAUUACAAGAAGACUGGAUCUAUUGAUUUUGAGCCUGUAUAUCAAGACUAUAUUCGGGUUUUUGAUGAAGACUUAAACACCGUCCAAAAAGAGAAAGCAAAAAAUAUAGAGAUUUUAUCCCAGAUAUCCAAUGGUGUUCAACAACAAGCAAAAGUUUCGAGAGUUGAUCCAUUGACCUUAUAUAUGGAAGAACUCAAGCAUUCGACUAGAAUUUUGUCCGAUGUUAAACAGAAUAUAACUUCAGGUAAAAAAUUUUAUGAUGAUCUAGUAAAAGCCAUCCAAGCUAAAGAGGAAAGGAUAAAUGACUAUAUUAUUAAACGUAAAAAUGAAAGGGAAACUAUGAAUCGUGUAUUAGAGGAGAAAAUGGGAUAG
Messenger RNA from Kluyveromyces marxianus DMKU3-1042, 1953 nucleotides. RefSeq names its product Rim20p (gene RIM20). Gene Ontology annotation, cellular component: endosome. Bases 1 to 1953 code for a protein of 650 amino acids. The transcript has a single exon. Gene Ontology annotation, molecular function: protein binding. NCBI's taxonomy places the organism in Eukaryota, Fungi, Ascomycota, Saccharomycetes, Saccharomycetales, Saccharomycetaceae. The record is from RefSeq and is a predicted model, not a curated record.